This is a messenger RNA of Trichomonas vaginalis G3, 369 nucleotides long. RefSeq names its product phage tail repeat-like family. Lineage: Eukaryota; Parabasalia; Trichomonadida; Trichomonadidae. The record is from RefSeq and is a predicted model, not a curated record. The transcript has a single exon. The annotation marks the transcript as partial.
AAGUCUGAAGGAGCUUUCGAGACAACAGAUGGAAAAGUUUACUUCACUGACCAACAGUUCAUUAUAGAACAUCUCAUUGACUUAGAGUCGAAAUAUUCUAAACUUUACAACAAACACAAAAAGUUGAAAGGAAAACAAAAACAAAUGGCAUAUGAUAUUUAUGAAGAUGUUGACGACACAACUGUUCCUGCAAGUGAAGUAAAGUCAGAGAAACCGAAAAGUGACGAAAAACCGAUAGAAGAAGAAAAACCAAAAACUGAAGAUAAACCAAAACCAAAGUUUAGUUUGGAAACUAAACCAAGUCAACCUUCAUUAGCUGGUAUGGGUUGGCGUCAAAGACUUAUGGCAGCAGGCGGUUAUGUAAAGUAA